Molecule: messenger RNA, 3089 nt
Organism: Aureobasidium musti
Lineage: Eukaryota; Fungi; Ascomycota; Dothideomycetes; Dothideales; Saccotheciaceae
Source: the annotation of a GenBank genome assembly
AAAUGUCUUCUACAACCAUGCCUACGAACCCCGAAGAUUAUACGAUUGCAUGGAUCGCGGCCUUGCCACACGAACGAGCGGCAGGAGAAAUGAUGUUAGACCAAAAGUUUGACCAACCAGAGAGUUUUACCAAAAAUGUCUGUGACCCUAAUAGUUAUUCCUGGGGCCGGAUGGGCAAACAUCUCGUCGUGAUUGCUUCCCUGCCGGCUGGAGAAUACGGGACAACAACCACAGCCAUAACAGCUCAAGGACUACGCUCUUCACUACCUCAUAUUCGUGUUGGUCUACUUGUUGGUAUCGGAGCCGGCAUCCCCGGAGAAACAUGCAACACCGACGGCGCUGUCACAGUCAGGCACGACAUUCGCCUCGGCGAUGUGGUGGUGAGCAAUCCUGACGGCAGCAACGGUGGAGUGGUGCAGUACGAUCUGGUCAAAGCAAAAGACUCAUUUGAGCGAAAAGGAUCACUCAACAGCCCGCCCCUAGCACUUCGCAGUGCUCUCUCGGCUUUACAAGCAGAGUACGAGUAUCAAGAUUCCAAGAUUCCCAGCAUCAUAAAUGUCGCAAUGGCGAAGUUCCCUAAGGCAGCACUAAAGUACAGCCGCCCAGCUGAAGCACCUGACAGGCUAUUUCGAGCCUCUGUUAAACACGCUGGUGGCGAAGACUGCACAAAUUGCGAUCCAGCAGGACAUAUCAAACGUACUCUCCGCGAGGACCCCGAGAUUCACUACGGAACAAUUGCCUGCGGCAAUACUCUGGUCAAGAAUGCUGCACAUAGGGAUGAAAUUGUUAGCUGGCUGCACAAGGAGAACGUGGACCCCCUGUGUUUUGAGAUGGAGGCUGCUGGACUGAUGAAUGCUUUUCCUUGUCUGGUGAUCAGGGGCAUAUGCGAUUAUGGAGAUUCUCACAAGAAUGAUGCGUGGCAAAGAUAUGCUGCAAUCACAGCAGCAGCCUUCGCGAAAGAGUAUCUCGGUUUUGUGGAUGUCGAAGAGGUCAAAAGACUGGAUGGACUUCACAAAACGCUCACGGAUAUUAAUGACGUGAUCGAAUGCAACCAGAAGAUACGGUCCGCUCUAGAAACCUCAAGAGAAGUCUAUCAUCGAAGGAGAAUCGUUGAAUGGCUAUCACCUCCAGAUCCAUCGUUCAAUUAUCAUAGGAUGCUACAACAACGACAUGGGGAGACAGGCCGCUGGUUCCUCGAGAGCAGUACUUUCGAACAGUGGAAGGCAGAUUCAAAGUCUUUCUUAUGGCUUCAUGGUAUACCUGGUUGCGGCAAAACAGUCCUAAGUUCUACAAUCAUAGAGCAUCUCGAGCAAGAAACGACCUGUGGAUUACUGCUUUAUUUCUACUUCGACUUCAACGACAAGAACAAACAAUCAUUCGACAAUAUGCUGCGAUCUAUCAUUCUACAGGUCUACCAAUCACAGCCAGACAGCCGACGGCCGCUCGAAGAAAUGUGUGAUCUCUAUUUCGAGGGAUCUCGACAACCGUCUACGGACUCUCUGCAAAAAGUGCUACAAGCCAUGUUAAAUAGAACCGACGACGUAAGUAUCGUUCUAGAUGCCUUGGACGAGUCAGAGUCAAAGCCAAGAGAUAAACUGCUUGCUUGGCUCAAAACCCUUGUCGAGAGUACGAGCACUGCUUGUCGGCUUCUGGUCACUGCUCGAAGGGAGGAGGACAUUGAGUCAGCCCUCCAAUGUUGGACCCGUGCCGAAGACAGGAUACCAAUUCCGCGACAUGAAGUGAACAGAGAUAUUGGCGUAUACAUCAAACACCAAGUAGACAAUGGACACAAUCUUAAAAGAUGGCGUUCUCGACCAGAUCUGCAGGCGGAGAUCAAGACCAAACUCACAAACAAAGCUGGCGGAAUUUUUCUUUACAACAUCGAAGAGACGCUAAGCGAAAGACAGGNNUUCCGGUGGGUGGCUUGCCAAAUAGAGACACUGAAAGACUGCUUGAACCAGCAAGAUCUCCGCAGCGCGCUGGAAAAUCUGCCCGAGACGCUUGAUGAGACGUACCAUCGGAUUCUGAACAACAUCCCUAGAAUCUACCACGAACGUACGAUGACCAUCCUGAGACUUCUAACGUGGUCCGAGAGGCCUCUGCGGCCAGAGGAGCUGGUGGAUGCAGUCGCAGUGCAGCCGGAUAACCAACCGAGUUUUGAUCCCAACAAUCGUAUGCCCGAGCCCGGAGAUAUCAUGAAAAUCUGCUCCAGUCUUGUGGUCUCUGUACGAGGGUUUUAUAAACCUUAUUCUGGCAUGGAAUAUGGCAGGAACUACGUUGGGACCGAGGUGACGGGACUGCAACUGGCGCAUUUCUCCGUCAAAGAGUACUUGAUUUCUGAUCUCGUACCACAAUACAUCUCCGGUUGCCUUUCAGAAAUCCCAGCAAGAGCAAGAAUAGCGUCAUUGUGCCUUGCUUACCUUUCAGAUUUGGAUCACAAUCUAUCAUCUUUCAAGAUGCGAGCAAAAUUUCCAUUCGCCCAGUAUUGUGCGAGAUAUUGGCCGGGCCACGCCAAGGCAGCCGGCGGAGUGGACGAAGGACUACACGCCCGAAUUCUGAAAUUCUUAGAUGAGAAGAAGGCCUAUCGAACAUGUUAUAAACUUUGGGAUCCGGAANAAGCAUGGGAUCAAGAACAGGCAUCGUGUCCAGAAGGAAAGCGAUGGGCACGGUGGACAAGGGGGAUGCAAACGCCUAGUACCUUGUAUUACACAUCUCUAACAGGACUAACAGAAAUCGUUGAGGCAUUGCUUGCGAAAGGAGCAGAAAUCAAUGAGCUGGGUGGAAGAUACGGAAAUGCAGUGCAAGUAGCUUCUGCAUACGGACACGUCAAGAUCGUGCGGAUGCUGCUAGGGAGGGGUGCCUUCCUAGAUGUCUCGAGUGACUGCUUCUGCGAGGCACUGCUAGCAGCUUCAGACAGAGACCAUGCCGAAAUCGUGCAGAUACUGGCUGCUAGAGGCGCAAACCUCAAGCCGCUGAAAAGACAAUCAGCUGCUCGAUACAGGCGCAAAUAUCAACCCUGGUACAUCGCAGGCGGCUGCAAAACCAGUUUCUCAGAGACUUCGCAUUUCAUGGACCCCGAUCUACGACCC